Molecule: messenger RNA, 2879 nt
Organism: Athalia rosae (coleseed sawfly)
Lineage: Eukaryota; Metazoa; Arthropoda; Insecta; Hymenoptera; Athaliidae
Gene: Rabex-5
Product: rab5 GDP/GTP exchange factor
Exons: 9
Coding region: 141-2006 (621 amino acids)
Biological process (GO): vesicle-mediated transport
Cellular component (GO): endocytic vesicle; cytosol
Molecular function (GO): small GTPase binding; guanyl-nucleotide exchange factor activity; DNA binding
Source: RefSeq, a predicted model, not a curated record
UGGGGUAACUUGUGAAUAAAUGAGAAAGGUUAUGGUUUCAGUCACAGUUAAUUUUAUGUUUUAUUACGUAAAUGUAAAAAGAAGUCAUUUAAUUGAAUAAGAAGAAUUUUUCAAAUUAGUCAGAGUUUAUUCAGAUAAUCAUGUACUCUAUAAAGACACCAACACUACGCAUAGAUGAGGCAGAUUUAAAGUGCAAAAAUGGUUGUGGAUUUUUUGGUAAUGCCGAGUGGCAAGGAUAUUGCAGUAAAUGUCACAGAGAACAUCUACAGAAGCAGCGAGCUCAGAGAGAACAUGCUCAAGCUCAGGAAAGCAACACAAGCUCUAAGACAGCAGUACCUGGUUUCUAUAAAUUUGAAGAAAAGAAGCGACAGCAAGAAAAGAAAACUAAACUUUUGAAACUCUCUGUUUUCAGGAAGCCAACGACAAAAACACAAGGAGUCACGGAACUAUGGCAGGAGUUAGUUAAAGACAAUCCAGAACUUGACAAAGUCAAAUCAGAUAGCCGAGAUCUUGUAGUAUUGCUUUCAAAGACACCAGCUGAAAAAGAUGCUCGCAAAUGGAUACGUUCUUUUGUGCAUAAUAUUCUGCAGAAUAAAGACAUUAAAAGGGUGGAAGAACUUUCAGAACUUACGCAAAACUUUUAUCAAGUAUUUGCAAAACGUAUGGAAAACAGUCCCAAUUAUGCAGAAAUUGCUCCUGAAACUAAAGAGCGUUUGUUAGACUACAUCGAAAGGUAUACAAUGACUUUAUUAUAUAGCAUAUUGUUCUGUCCACCAUCAACCACGGAUGAGGAAAAGGAUUUGGCCAUUCAAAAUAGGAUUCGGCAGCUGAAUUGGGUAAGUGGGAAGAAUUUAGAAUGUCGAAUACAUGAAACUAGUUCGGAUGUCCGGGAGCUUGUUUACACAUCAAUAACAGAUUUAUUAAACAUGGACUCUGUCAAAGCGCCUCAAGAAAAAUUGGCCUGUGUUGUACAUUGCUGUAGAAAUAUCUUUUUACUACUUCAACAAUCUGUGGGUGGACCAGCGUCAGCUGAUGAAUUUCUCCCAGCGUUGAUAUUCAUUGUGCUGAAAGCUAAUCCCGCACGUUUGAAGAGUAACAUAAACUUUAUCACAAGGUUCUGUAAUGCUAGCAGACUCAUGACUGGAGAAGGCGGUUAUUAUUUUACAAAUCUGUGUUGCGCAGUAUCUUUCAUAGAAAACCUGACAGCAGAGUCGUUGAACAUGCCGGAGAAAGAUUUCAAUGCAUACAUGUCUGGCGCACGCGUACCAGCGAGCACCUGGGAAUCUGCUCUCACCAUGUGUGAGAGUAUACAUUUGAUGUGUGAACACAUCACGCUGCUGGAUGAACUGAAAAUAAAAAAUCUGGACAUUAUAGCGGAAGCCGAGGACCUCAAAAAAAAAUGCAUCCAAUUCCCACUGAGUAUAAAAACUGAAGUAGAUUCUGCAUUAGCUCGCACACCUCUGCUAAUUAAACAGAGUCAAAAAGUGCCGACUGAUCUGGACUGCGUGGAUGCAGAAAGCUACCAACUACCACCUCCAAUUAUACCACAGAUUUAUUCACAAACGUUGACUGACGAAACGGGCGAAAACUUAGCGUCGAAUUCCAUCCAGGCUGACGAUUAUAAAGGACCUUCAAUUGACGAUUGUAUUACUCCUUCACCUACGUUCGAUUUUCCUCCAUUUGACUCGGAUGGCGGUCUUCAUGGAAGUAAGGGAGAUGAUGAUACUAGCUUGAUAAGCUUAGAUACUCAAUGCGAUCUUACAACAGAGGAGUCGUAUAUUCAAGAUAAAGAUUCUUCCGAUAGUUUGCUGGAUCAAUCGCAAGGAUCAAGCGCUAAUUUGCCUUCUCUCUUAAAGCCAGUAUGUCCGGCGCGUGAAGAUUACCAUGGUUUUUCUAUUCAGGGCACUAACAUUCCCACAAUUCCAUGCAAUACUGGUGAUCUUUCUUUAAAUCGCUCCUCAGAUUUGGAUGGAGACAAUUAUUCCGGCUAUUUCCACAACAUUUAGAUAAGUAGUUGUCUAAUUCAAGGCUAUAUUCAGUCGCCAAUUGCGAUUUAAAUUCUUCAUUGCACAAAUUGAGGUACAAGUUUGAUCGUAUCUAGUCAGCUCCAACAGAUGGGAUCGUUACGUUGGCAUGCAGUAAAUCAAUGGCCAUAAAUCUUACAAGUUUUGAUUGCUUAUUGAGGUAAGAUUUCACGAAUCAAACACCAGAUUGCACAUGCAAUUCACGAGUUGGGUCAUUUCUGUUGUUGCACUUACCAUGAGUUAUGAAAAAAAAGAAAAAAAAAAAUUAAUCAUGGGUAUGUGAGAAAUUUUAUGAUAUCAGCUCAGAGCUAUAUUAAAAAUCGUGUAUAGAAAAGUCUAUUACGCCUGAUUAGGUUGGUCAAAAUAAUAGGAUAUUUGACACAGAUGAGGUAAAGUCUUAGACCAAUUAUAUUUUUAGAGUAGAAUUUUUGACAUAGCUAUGUCGUGUUGCAGCUAUUACAUGUUUUUAUCAUGAAUUGUCUUUGUCGAUUUGUAAAUCAAUCACUCUUCUUGAUUGAAAAAGCAUCACAAUUUGAAUAUUCGAAAAUCAUGGUUCUAUUGUAUAAUAUUCACUUACUGUUCCUUAACUUAUGAGAUGUGUAUCAUCGUAUUUGUACAUGAAUAAAUUCAUUUACAAUCUAUUCAACAGUUCAAAUCUUAAAUCUUCCAUUGAGGUGUACUGUGUAACCAGUAGUGUGAUCACAAAAUGUAAGGACUGAAAUAAAACUGCAGACCAUUUAGAUAGAUUAGUCAAAAUUUAUUCGGGGUGAGGUCAACGAAAUAAAUUAUUAGAUCUUAUAUUUUAUGUUCAGUUUACACGUAUACUCGGUAAAUAAAAUGCAAACCAGAACAUAA